Messenger RNA from Brienomyrus brachyistius, 1747 nucleotides. Its product is annotated as gamma-synuclein-like. Gene Ontology annotation, molecular function: cuprous ion binding. Gene Ontology annotation, biological process: chemical synaptic transmission; synaptic vesicle endocytosis; synapse organization. Bases 280 to 918 code for a protein of 212 amino acids. NCBI's taxonomy places the organism in Eukaryota, Metazoa, Chordata, Actinopteri, Osteoglossiformes, Mormyridae. The transcript has 10 exons. The record is from RefSeq and is a predicted model, not a curated record. Gene Ontology annotation, cellular component: neuronal cell body; axon terminus; cytoplasm.
UUACACUUGUUUGAACAAAACUAAUUACUUUCAGGUGUAUGUUUAGGGACUGUGUGCACCUUGUGUUUGCUGGGCAGUAGGCACUGGUGUGUGUGUGUGUGUGUGUGUAUAAGCUUUGGAACAUCUAAGGAUCACACCCCCAUGACAGCCCGGCUCUAGGGGCUGGCCCUCAGCGAAGUACGACCGUAUAAGACUCUCCCCCUGCCUGGAUUUGCCAGACGACGCAGUCACUCACAUCAUCCCCCAGCAGAAACCACCAGGACCACGAGACAUUCGGACAUGAACUUAGUCAGGGGUGCUGCCCGGGAGGCCAAGGUGGACAAGCUCACUGAGGGAUUCUCCAAGGUCAAGGGAGGCGUCGUGGAUGCUGCAGAGAAGACCAAGGCAGGAGUGGAGGAGGCGGGCUCCAAGAUCAAAGAGGGGGUCCUCUAUGUAGGAUCGAAGACAAAGGAAGGAGUGGUAUCAAGUGUGAAUUCAUUGACUAACUGGGCCACCGAGCAAGCUGGCAUAGUGGGAGACACGGUGGUUGAAGGAGCCGAUGACAUCUCCCAGCAAACAAUGACGGAAGUAGAGAACAUGGUGGCAUCGACUGGCCUGGUUAACCCGCCGAGUCACGGUGAAGCUCCUCCUCAGAAUGUGGGGCCACGGCGCGAGCCGGCUAGUUUCACCUCAGUCUCGCGUAAGAGUGACUUUUCUCAGGGAGAGGGCGCUGUAGAGCCCCCUGCUGUUGAGGAGGGUAACUUUUCCCCAGAAGAGGGCGCCGUAGAGCAGAGGGGUGAUGAGGGUGACUUUUCUCAGGGAGAGGGCGCUGUAGAGCAGGGGGGUGAUGAGGGUGGAGAGGGCGCCAUAGAGCAGGGGGGCGAUGAGGGUGACAUUUCUCAAGGAGACGGCGCCGCAGAGCCGGGGAGCGAUGAGUGAUGGUAAUCCUAUGGCUGAGGACAAGCAACACCCAGCCCCAUCUCUCAGCACCACUGUCCACCACUGAGACACAAACUUUUACCAACAUUUUUUUUGUGACCGAGAAUCAGAGAGACCAUCCCAGCCCCGUAGACCCGUAACCCUGCCCACUCCCUCAUCCAGUGUUAGUAUCUUACGUAUCGUGUUGUCGUCGCUCACACACUUUGACCCCGUCGCCUUGGCAGCGGUCUCCUCACACGUACGCACGCACAAACAAACACAAACAAGCGCCCCACAGUCCAUCUCCUGUCUUAGACUGGGGGCCUAAAUGCUACAUUCCAGUCCGCAGUAGAGAGAACUGGGCGGUUCCUAUACAUCCAGUGGGGCCCCUUCUAUUCUUCAUCUUGGACGUGUACCGUUGUGCUGGACAUCUUCCUGCUUAUCUUAUUAGCAUUAGUGUGACAUUCCCUGUGCAUUUGUGCAUAUAAUUCAUACUCAUUAGCCUCAGAUAAGGUUAGUAGGUUGAGGCCCAGCUGUCUGGAUUGUUUUUUUGGAACCAAAAGAAAACAAAGAGCAUUAUGCAACAUCACAUGUGUGGUGUUGGGAGUAAGAUUUACCAUUUGGGGGGGUAAUUAUGCCUCAGCAGUUCGAUCCUUCACCCCACCGCCCACCAUCUAUGUUCCGUCAUAAGGGACACACGCAUGCGGCACCCCACGGCCAUGGAGAACACGCUAAACCUCACGCACAGCAACACGCCCACACUCACACACCCGCCGUGUGUACAUCGGCAUCCAGGCUGAUUUUAUAAACAAUACCAGUUAAUUAAAGAUCAUUUUCUUGAAACCCAGAA